Messenger RNA from Eimeria maxima, 834 nucleotides. RefSeq lists its product as hypothetical. The record is from RefSeq and is a predicted model, not a curated record. Lineage: Eukaryota; Apicomplexa; Conoidasida; Eucoccidiorida; Eimeriidae. The coding region runs from base 1 to 834 and encodes 277 amino acids. The transcript is spliced from 4 exons.
AUGGGAGCUGUUUUUAUCCUUGUGUUCCUUUUGAAUUGGUGGGGGGCCGGUGGAAUUUCGCAACUCUGGGGCCCCCGGGGAUCGCCGGGAACAAUAGAUAGCAAAGGCGAGGCAGAAGUCGUCAAGCUGUUGAGCGUGGAAGACCUCCAGGACAUCAUAGGCAGCACCGGCCCCAGCAGCUGCACCAGCAGUAGCGAUAAAAUCGAAGAUAAGGAGGCUGCCGUGUUGCUGUUCGCCUCCUGGGACCCAAGCAGCACACUUCUCCUUCAAACGUGGCUUCAGGCGGCCUCUUCCUUCCGUCAAAGUCAGCGGGGGUCUCUGUCUCUGUUCUCCCUUUCCGUGUCUUUAUUCGGGAGAAGGGGCAAGGCGCCACGGGAAGAGCUAUUUACAGCAGCAUUUGACUGCGCUCAGCAGCAGCAACCGCAGCAGGAAGAUUCUAGAGCCCUGUGCCGUGGCCUCGGUGUGACUGCUUUGCCCGCCCUUCUCUACUUUACUCCGCAGCCAAUAGGCGCAAAACACCAGCAACAGCACAAACACAAGCGCUUGGGUUUCUUCGACGAUGAAGAAGAUGUGCUACUGCAUCCCCGGGCGACGAGGUACAAAGGAGACCUCCUCAUGAGAGAAGCCAUCGUAGACUGGUUGAAGCUGCUGCGGUGCAUUUCGCUCAUGCAGAGGCUAACCAGCAGCAAGGAUAGCAGCAGCUGCUGCAUUAAGUCGCAUCAGCUACAGCAGAAGCUACAGGAGCAGCAGCAGGUCAUUAAGGAACAGCAGCAGCAGCUUCUGCAGCAGAGUAUGGAACUGGACCAGCUGCGCAAACAGUUGCGGCAGCCGUAG